AUGUCUGUUCCCUCGCCGUUCACGACUGCCCACAGGAAAUACGUGCAAGGCCUCUACAGGCGAUAUUUGAACAAUGAGCUGAACUGGCAUGUCAGCCGCGACGUUUGGAGGGGGAGGGCCAUCGCCGUCCGUGCUGAAUUUGAGCGGAACCGGAACGUACAUGAUCCACGAGAGCUGGCUGUGAUCCUGCAGAAGGCUGAGGCGGACUUGGCCGAACGGUUGCACCCCGAUCCUUACCGGCGUGAGUGCUGGCAACUUACCAGUCGUUAUAACCGUCUGACCGCGAUGCAGCGCCCGAGGCCGUCGACGGAACGAAAUGGUAUUUGUUGCAUAAAUUUGUAUCUGUAG
Messenger RNA from Rhodofomes roseus, 348 nucleotides. RefSeq lists its product as uncharacterized. The record is from RefSeq and is a predicted model, not a curated record. The transcript has 2 exons. NCBI's taxonomy places the organism in Eukaryota, Fungi, Basidiomycota, Agaricomycetes, Polyporales, Fomitopsidaceae. The coding region runs from base 1 to 348 and encodes 115 amino acids. Gene Ontology annotation, biological process: mitochondrial electron transport, NADH to ubiquinone.